Molecule: messenger RNA, 1862 nt
Organism: Condylostylus longicornis
Lineage: Eukaryota; Metazoa; Arthropoda; Insecta; Diptera; Dolichopodidae
Product: transcription factor grauzone-like
Exons: 6
Coding region: 177-1643 (488 amino acids)
Cellular component (GO): nucleus
Molecular function (GO): zinc ion binding; DNA-binding transcription factor activity
Source: RefSeq, a predicted model, not a curated record
UUAAAAAUUAGUUAUUUUGUGAUGCAUGUUUUGGUUUUCAACAAUUAAUUUUAUUUAAGUUUAUAAGUACAUAAUAAAAUUUGUUUAGAUUUGUUUAUAAGAAUAUAUAAAUUAAAAAAUUCGAAACCACUAUUUCAUUUGUGUUUCAAUAUUUGAGUUCAAGUCUGUCGAAUAAGAUGAAUGUUUGCAGGCUUUGCAUAUCAGAGAUCCCUAAUAAAGAUGGAAAAUAUAUAUUCAAUGAAAAUUCAAAUAUAGCUAAAAUUAUUGGAAAAUAUCUUUGGUUUGAACCGAAAAUUGAGGAUUUUUUACCACAAACUAUAUGCAAUUGUUGUUGGGAAGAUUUAUCAAAUUUUGAUAAAUUUUAUAGCCGAGUGGCCGAAGCACAAAGUAUUUUGCUUAUGAACAAAAAAGAGAACGCAUACACAGCGGAAUUGGAUAUUAAGACGGAAAAUUUUGAGGCGAACUCAAAUGAGUCUUUUAACGUUUUAAUAAAUCCGGAAAAUGAAGCUUCUGACUAUGAUGAAUCAGUAUGUUCUGAAAAUAAGAAUAUAGACGCAUUAAGCAUUGAACCCAAGUUUGAAGUUUUUGUCCCAACGAAAUCCAAAAAUACUGUAACAAAAACUGCUGCAAACAAGGCUUCAGGUAAUAAAAGUAGCGAUAAUAAGUCAAAUGAAAAACAGAGUCCCAAACCCCGCUUUGAUGAAAUAGAUAAAAAAAUAUCGGACUUCAUGAAAUUGUUCUGUGAUAUUUGCAUGUUGGAAUUUCCAAAAUUUUCUGAAAUUAAAAGUCAUUUCCGAAUUGAACAUAAUAUAACAGGAUACGUAGUGUGUUGUGAUAAAAAGUAUAAUAAGAGAAUAUAUUUGUCUGAUCACAUAGAUUGUCAUCUAAAUCCAGAGGAAUUUAAGUGUAAUAUAUGUAACAGGGUACAAAAAAAUCAUAAUGCCUUACGUCAACACAUAAAAGUUAUUCACGAAAAACCAAAGAAUUUUAAAUGCGAAACUUGCGAAAAGUUAUUAGCUUCCAAGUUUGCUCUUGAAUUGCAUAAAUACACUCAUAUACCAGAAAAUGAACGAAAGUUCAAAUGUCCUAAUUGCGACAAAUGUUUUGCUUCUGAAAUCCAACUUAAUUCUCAUUAUGCAAAAGUACAUGAAACUCUUUCUAGUAAUGUUUGCCAUAUAUGUGGUAAAACUAUAAAGGACAAUGCUCUCUUUAAACGACAUCAACUAGAACAUGAAGGAAUUGUAGAGCCUAGAGCUCAGUGCAAGAUUUGUGAUAUUUGGCUUAAAAACGAAAUGUCCUUAAGAAAACAUUUAAGGAAUUUGCAUGACGAAUCUAGUAUGGAGCAUAUAUGUCCAAUGUGCAAGAAAAAAUGUCCAACAAGAUCAGCUUUAAAAUCACACAAAUUUUAUGUUCAUAGCAAUCGGACGUACGAAUGUACGAUUUGCAAAAAAGCAUUUAAGAAAGCUAUAUCACUCAAGGAACACAUGACAACGCAUACGGGUGAAAUAUUAUAUACGUGCCCUCAUUGUCCAAAAACUUUUACAUCAAAUGCAAAUUUGCAUCAUCAUCGUAAAAAAGAACAUCGUUUAGAAUGGGAGCAAAAAAGGGCUAAUUCUAUUUUCAAACGUUCUGUGAAUGUUUAAGUUUUAGCCCAUUAAAUAAUAUAUAAUGUAUAUGGAACUUAAAUUGGACGAAUAUUAAAUAUUUAGGAAAAGGCUUAAUAAAACAGAAAAUCCUAUUUCUACAUAUAAUUCUUAGUAGUAUGUACUUGAUUGUAAAUUUUCUUGAAAUUCUUAAAUAGGAAUUUUAUAGUAAAAAUUAAACUAUGAAUUUAAAUUAUUUUCUGAAUAAAGUUAAUUAGC